Molecule: messenger RNA, 1005 nt
Organism: Symbiodinium natans
Lineage: Eukaryota; Dinophyceae; Suessiales; Symbiodiniaceae
Source: the annotation of a GenBank genome assembly
AUGGCAACAGAAAACCUGUUGGCGGCGGCAAGACGGGUUUGGACAGAAGUCUCGACAGACAUCAAGGCAGCUGAUGAGCCGAAAGAGGGCACAUUGCUGCCAGUGGACGAACUGAAGAAGGUGUCCAAAUAUCUGCAACACACGCUGACGAAAUUUGGUGCGUCGGCCACUGCUGUUGCAAAUGCAGAGGAGGCGCAGAAAGGUCUUACACCAAUUGCGCAGGAGGUGGUCAAAGCAUACACCGCCGCUGCGGGAACCUUGAUGUCCUUGACUGGUGGAGCAGGCAAAUGCUUGGCAGCAGAACUCCAGGAUGCUGGGGGUGGCCUGGCAGACGCCUUGGAGGCACUGGGCAAGGCUGUUUUGACUCCGGGCCUUGCCGCUAGCGCAGCGAAGGCCCUGCAAACUGCCAGUAACUUUGAGCGCAUCUCCACGCAGAACCGAGCGGCCAUCCGGAGGCGAUUGCUAAAGAGCUUGGCGAUGCUCCGCGAUGCGAACCGUGAGAUGCAGGAGGAGCUAGAAAAUGCCGACAAGAAGAAACCCGACGCGGUGGAAGUCAUCAGUGGCGACGAGGAGCUGCUGGAGGAUGAGGACGACUUGUGCAGCGCCUUUCAGGAAGCCAUGCUCCCUGCCGAGAGGCAUAUCCUGGAAUGCGUGUUGAAGAUGUCCACACAGCUGGAGGAUGUCCUCAAAGAGGCAUCCACGUCCUGCAUUGCAACCAGCGAGACGCCUGCAAGCCUCGACCUGGCCAGAUUGGAGGCCAUCGCCGAGCAAGCGACGCUGGUACCUGGCGCGAUCGACACCCUUGCAGCUGAUUGCGUUGGCGGAGUCGAUAUAGAGGCUUGCAACGGCAGCCUCGAAAAGCUUCGGCAGGCAGUGCCUGUGUUCAUCAAACACUACCCGGGUGGUGCGGCAGACUCGCUGGUGCCCCUGCUGGACGAAACGCAGGCAGAGCAUUGCAAGCACCUCGCAGGUCCGUCUUACGAAAUCGGUCGCAGGGAAAUGUAG